Molecule: messenger RNA, 1830 nt
Organism: Ceraceosorus guamensis
Lineage: Eukaryota; Fungi; Basidiomycota; Exobasidiomycetes; Ceraceosorales; Ceraceosoraceae
Exons: 4
Coding region: 1-1830 (609 amino acids)
Biological process (GO): gluconeogenesis
Molecular function (GO): 4 iron, 4 sulfur cluster binding; L-serine ammonia-lyase activity
Source: RefSeq, a predicted model, not a curated record
AUGACGGCAGGCACGCCGACGGAGCAUGCAGUCAUUUCCGUCUUUGAUCUAUUUUCCAUCGGUAUCGGGCCAUCCUCCUCCCACACGCUAGGACCUAUGCGAGCAGGAGCCAUCUUUGCCACCGAGCUGCAAAGUGCCGGGCUGCUCGAGCGCGUUCACAGGCUUCAAAUACACCUGUAUGGAAGUUUGGCAGCGACUGGCGAAGGGCAUUAUACGCCCAGAGCUUUGCUGCUCGGCAUCGAAGGUGUCGACGCAGAGACUGUGGACACUGCCUGGGCACCCAAAAGGUAUCAAGAGAUUCUGGAUCACAAGCAAUUGUGCAUCGGACAGCAUCUGGCCAGCUCAAAGCAGCGAGCAGCAGCGAAGAUGACGGAUGAAGCGCGCUCUGAUGCUGCUGGUCAGACCAUCGCUUUCGACUACAAGACCGAUCUCAAGUGGAUGUGGGGCGAAGUUUUGCCCAUGCAUUCCAAUGGACUCAGAUUGACAGUGUUUGAUGAAGCUGGAGAUAUGCUCGCCACGAAUGAUUUCGCUUCUGUAGGAGGGGGCUUCGUCAUCAAUGGAGCGAUGAGCGUCGCUCCUUCUUCCAAGAGCGCAAAUCUACCGACUUCGUCCCAGUCCGUAGCUCGAGUGAAAGAGGAGGAUUGCAGCGUCAGCGAACCUCCAAAAGAUGCUGUGGGCGAGGCGAAUGGCACGCCGACGGUGCCCUACGUAUUCUGGGACGCUGCUAGCCUGCUCGCCCUGACACGAAAACACAACAUGACGAUUGCGCAGAUCGUAUGGGAGAAUGAAGUGUCUCUUGGAUACUCACCGGAUCAGCUCCGAGAGAAGCUCUUGCACAUUUGGGACACGAUGGACACUUGCAUCUACGAAGGCGUGCAUUCCAGCGAAGAGACUCUUCCCGGAGCCUUAAGGCUGCGCAGGCGAGCGCCCGCAUUGUACGCUCGAUUGACGCGGGGCUUUUUUGCGGGGUCGAACGGUGCUGUGGGGGCGUCGAAGCUAAAAGGUGUGUCCCCUUCGGACGAGAGAGCAUCAGUCGAAGGCGGAGGAGAAUCAGACGCUGCUCGGCCAAGCAAUCUUCCAGCUCUCUCAGAACGCUCCGUCGUAGGCAGCGGCAGCGGCAAUCUGCGGCGCCGCGCACGCUCUUCCGGUCCACCUCGUGUGGUCGGUAGGAUGGAUCAUCCUCUCUUGCCAACACCGCCUCGACGUCUCUCGCUGCCGGGAACGGAUUUCCUGAGCUGUUAUGCGAUUGCAGUCAACGAGGUCAACGCAUCUGGCGGUCGGGUGGUUGUGGCGCCCACCAUGGGAGCAGCAGGCGUCAUACCCGCCGUGCUCAAGUAUACGCUGGAAUUCUACUCUGAAGAUGAGGAGAGGGACGUGCUCACCUUUCUGCUCACUGCAGGAGCUAUCGGAAUGUUGUUCAAACGUGGCGCUACCAUAAGCGCUGCGGAGGGUGGAUGCAUGGCAGAGGUGGGAUCUAGCACCGCUAUGGCUGCUGCUGCUUUUGCUGCUUGUAUGGGUGGCAGUCCAGCGACCAUCGAGCAAGCGGCAGAGAUUGGUAUUGAACAUUCUAUCGGCUUGUCGUGUGAUCCGCCGCUAGGUCUGGUUCAAGUACCGUGCAUCGAGCGCAACGCUUUGGGCGCUGCCAAGGCAGUGGUGAGCGCUCAGCUGGCGUUAUCAGAGACUAGCGAGAGUGGACAUGCGGUCAGCUUGGACGAAGCUUUGGCUGCUAUGAGAUCCACGGCGCAGGGGAUGAGGAGCGAAUUCAAGGAAACUUCUUUGGGCGGAUUGGCCACUGCUGUUCGUAUACCCGUAUCUGUACCUGCUUGUUGA